Messenger RNA from Guyanagaster necrorhizus, 502 nucleotides. RefSeq lists its product as uncharacterized. The record is from RefSeq and is a predicted model, not a curated record. The transcript has a single exon. Bases 97 to 462 code for a protein of 121 amino acids. Lineage: Eukaryota; Fungi; Basidiomycota; Agaricomycetes; Agaricales; Physalacriaceae.
CUGCACACUCGAAUUAGAAAAGAAACGGCAGAUAUUCUGGCUACGCACCAAGAACCUCUCUAGAAGGUAACGACAUUGUCUACCGCCAAGUGCUUCAUGUCAGCGGACAGGGUCUCUUCGUUGCUUGCUCAUUAUCGAAGGAGAAGGCCGUUAUGGAAGCAGUGGUCUUGGUAUAGACGCCCCGUCGUCAUCGUGGUCAGAGGUCAAAGCCGAUAUCACACAGCCACCAUCCACCUUUGCCUGUUACGAUCACCACGUCCGACAACGAAGAGGGAUAUUUGUUCUGGAUCCAUUACUCGAGUUGGAGACCUCCCUCGUUUCUGCCGUUGUCUGCGAAAUUUUUUACUUCUCCCCGUGAGGCGGCGUAAAAUGGAAGACCAGGCCUCGCUUUGUACCCUCGUCGCGCAAGUGACGGAUGCAUUUUCUCCUUCUCCUGCCCUCGUGUUGCCUUCAAGAAGCUAACGUACAGGCCUCGACGUGCGAAUUACGACAAGUCAGUACU